Molecule: messenger RNA, 606 nt
Organism: Nicotiana attenuata
Lineage: Eukaryota; Viridiplantae; Streptophyta; Magnoliopsida; Solanales; Solanaceae
Exons: 2
Coding region: 1-606 (201 amino acids)
Biological process (GO): DNA integration
Molecular function (GO): RNA-DNA hybrid ribonuclease activity; nucleic acid binding
Source: RefSeq, a predicted model, not a curated record
AUGGAUGAGUACGAGGCAUGCAUCCGUGGCAUCAAAAUGGCUGUCGACAUGAAGAUCAAUGAACGUUUGGUUAUAGGAGAUUCCGAUUUAUUGAUAUACCAAGUGCAAGAAGAAUGGUCAACGAAUAAUGUCAAAAUAUUGUCAUACCUGCACUACAUGAAGGAACUAUGCAGGAUGUGCACGAAGAAAGAGUUCACGCAUUUCCCAAGAGUUAAAAGCGAGUUCGCAGACGCCCUCGCGAUAUUAUCAUUCAUGAUUCAGCAUCCAGAUAAGAACUACAUAGACCCCAUCGAGAUAGAAAUUAGAGAUCAACAUGCAUAUUGCUUGCAUGUGAAUAAAGAACCAGAAGCCAUCAACCGUUUCACCAUAUGGGUUGAGGAAUCUACUUACAAGGCCAUCACAAAGAAGCUAGCUGCAGAUUUUGGCCGGAACAACAUCAUUUGCAGAUUUGGGAUACCAGAGUCUAUCAUCACUGACAAGACUCCUAAUCUCAAUAGUGACCUCAUGAGGGAAAUCUGCGAGAAGUUUAGAAUCGUCCACCGCAACUCCAUAACUUACAGAACACAAAUGAAUGGGGCAGUUGAGGCAGCUAACAAAAAUAUCUAG